CGCCAAGCGCAAAAAUCAUUCAAAUAAGUAAAGCAACGAGCAGAAGCGUCUCCUGCGUUAUUUUGAAUUGCAAUAUUGGAAUUUCACAACUUUUCCACAUCAAAUGAUGAUUAGAAGCAGCAGAGGCUCGUCGUAAACUGCGUCGGAAGUCGGGAACGUUGACUGCAGACUUGACAAAGACAAUGGCCACGCCGAGCAAGACGCCGCCCGGAGCCGAUCCGAAGCAGCUGGAACGGACUGGUACCGUUCGGGAGAUCGGCUCACAGGCUGUGUGGUCGCUGUCCUCCUGCAAACCGGGGUUCGGCGUGGACCAGCUGAGGGACGACAACCUGGAGACGUAUUGGCAGUCUGACGGAUCCCAACCGCAUCUGGUCAACAUCCAGUUUAGGAGGAGGACCAUGGUGAAGAUGUUGUGCAUAUACGCCGACUACAAGUCAGACGAGAGCUACACGCCCAGCAAGAUCUCCGUCAGAGUGGGCAACAACUUCCACGACCUGCAUGAAGUCAGGCAGUUGGAGAUGGUGGAGCCCAGCGGUUGGAUUCACGUGUCGCUCCUGAACCAGCUGAGCAACGAGCCCGUCCGGACCUUCAUGAUCCAGAUCGCCGUGCUGGCCAACCACCAGAAUGGCCGAGAUACGCACAUGCGGCAGAUUAAAGUGUACACGCCGGUGCAGGAGAGCUCCGUGGGCAAGUUCCCGCCUUGCACCACCGUCGACUUCAUGAUGUACCGGACCAUCAGGUGAUGCGCCGCGGAUGGCGCAAUCGUCCGCCGCGUGUCGCCGCGAUGACUUGCGCUGACCUUGUUUCUUCUUUGUACUUUGAAUUGUUUGCCCUUUGCCACAGCUGUGCCCCUUUUUUUCGCACCCAAAUAAACCUCUUCUCAACAUUCAACAUCUUUCAAAAAGUCGUCUUGACUGACAUCUUGCACUGUGUACCAAAAGCAUUUGUACAAGCUUUUCUUUUAUUUACAUGAGCUCUCUCACACACAUGACAGGUGCGACAAGUAAUUGAUGAAUUGUCAAACAAAUCGAUUAAUCGUUUCGCGACAUUGACUUCAAUUUGUCCAUUGUCUUGCAAAUUCAAACUGUCACCAGUUAUUCUGACGUCCGUUGUGAAAGCAGACCGUUUUUUUUUUGUUU
Messenger RNA from Hippocampus comes (tiger tail seahorse), 1139 nucleotides. RefSeq names its product anaphase promoting complex subunit 10 (gene anapc10). Gene Ontology annotation, cellular component: anaphase-promoting complex. The transcript has 5 exons. The record is from RefSeq and is a predicted model, not a curated record. Bases 183 to 743 code for a protein of 186 amino acids. Gene Ontology annotation, biological process: protein K11-linked ubiquitination; anaphase-promoting complex-dependent catabolic process. NCBI's taxonomy places the organism in Eukaryota, Metazoa, Chordata, Actinopteri, Syngnathiformes, Syngnathidae.